Messenger RNA from Exaiptasia diaphana, 1942 nucleotides. RefSeq lists its product as uncharacterized. The record is from RefSeq and is a predicted model, not a curated record. Gene Ontology annotation, molecular function: signaling receptor activity; protein binding. The transcript has 4 exons. NCBI's taxonomy places the organism in Eukaryota, Metazoa, Cnidaria, Anthozoa, Actiniaria, Aiptasiidae. Gene Ontology annotation, biological process: positive regulation of JNK cascade; positive regulation of canonical NF-kappaB signal transduction. Bases 261 to 1601 code for a protein of 446 amino acids.
UGAAUCACUCUGCUAGUCUUGUUCAGUCUAAGCGGCUUGUGACGUAAUCCUGAAUUUCGUGGAAUUUCAACUUGCYUUGGRUCWCUGUUGYCUCACUAUUGGCUGAGUMGGAGGGGGAAUCCCCAMAAUGUAGAUGUGUAUAUAUUUGCUCGUUACAAGCGUUACAGCCAUGAAUCAUGCAAGRGCACCAUGUCCUUGCUAGGUAGUUCAGAGUAUUCAAACCUGGUUAUAUGCUAAGGCGUUCUUGCCAUUGUUAAGUAAUGAUGAGUCAAGAAAGCUUUCAUACUCCAAAAGAGAUUUCUACGGAGCGGAGUUACGACGAACUCUCUGACAAUCUCGACCGAGAGAGGAUAUCUAUCGAUGACGUGGAGUACGAAAACACGACGACGUCUCACAGAAAAGACCCGCGUAUCAAAGCAAAUUGUUUGCCAGUCGCCUUGCUAUUGUUCCUCUUCAUUGUCCUCAAUAUCGAGGUCCGUCCAUCGGCUGGUGUUAAGUGUUUGGAUCCUUAUGACAUACAGRUAAAAAAUCGAAAAACUGGAAAUAUCAAGAGAUGUAUAGUUUGUCCAGAAUGUCCAGAAUCACAGCAAUAUUCUAUUCCUUGUGGAAGUACAGUGGAUUUAGGAACUGUUGGAAACUGUGUUGACUGUCCAGAAGGAACAUUUUCGAGCAACUUUGACAAAAAGCCAUGUCAGGUUUGUACAACUUGUACAAACAAAGUAUAUAAASAGAAUUGUACAAAGUAUCAGAAUGCUGAAUGUGGAGAUUGUUUACCAGGUUAUAGAUAUGACCCAAUUACGUUUGCAUGUAAUUUAAUCAAAAAGAGGACAGUACCUUCAYCAAACACCAAGGCAUUCUCAACAAAAUCACUAUCAGAAGCACUAUCAGAAGCAACAACAACAGCAAAGAUUUCACCACCUUCCYUGCCUCAGAUACCUGAAAUAUUCACKAGUGAAUAUUCUCCUGAAUAUUCUGACUUGCAMCCUACUCAAAGUAAAAAACAAACGUCUUUAAUUCUUGAAGUCGAAAAAGAUCUACAACCAUCCAGUACUUUGAAAAGUGAUAGUAAAAGAUCAGGCUCAUCCACCAACCCAUUGAUGAUUGCACUGGUUGCAAUUGUAAGUGUAAUUUUGAUUGUUGGUGUAGCUAGUGUAGCUGGCUACUAUAUAAGUAAGAAAAAUACUGCAAAUAGUUCAAGAAGAACUGAUAUAGAAGCAGCUACAUUCACAAGACAACUUCUUGAGACGACCAAUAAUGGGAAGUCCAUUUUGCUGUCACAGUAUAUGAAUGACAGCGAGGCCAUUUCUCACGAGAAGUAUGGAACAAUCUGCAAUCAGAUAAACGCAAAAGCCAUGAAAAACUUCAAAGCUCUUGUAUGUGGCUUAGGCAUCAAACCUGACACAUUYUAUGAGUUCUACAGUCAGACACAAGGUAAAGGGGACUUUGGCAAAGUACUUGAGGCUCUAGUGUCUUCAGAACCCCAGAUGACUCUUGAAAACAUUGCGCAUGAAUGUGAAAGGCAAAGUUUCAAGGAUACAGCCAACCUUUUUAGAGAGGAAGACAAGCGUAUUCAGACAAAAGAGGGUAGGAAAGAGACAUAGAAAAAAUCCUUUGGAACGGCGAUAGAACGACCAACAAUGCAAUGCGCUCUUGGAGCACACGACGCUUUUCCGUCAGAGUCAAAGUCAGUUUUGUUUUCUGCUUUUAGAGCAUUAAUGACAAAAAAGAAGAAGGCUCAGCAAACAACUUAGUUUAGAAACAAUAUUUAAACCUUUUUAAAAAUAAAAAUGUGUGAAAACGUGUGGUUAUGCGAAAAAAGGACGAUUUUCCACAGGCAACCCAAGCUAAGCAUUUUGACUAGCUGAUUUAGCGAUAUCUAUAAUGCAUGUAAAUAUGAACUUUUUGAAAGAAAAAAUUAGUAAAAAACUCUUGUCUUACCUUU